Mesorhabditis spiculigera is the source of this 3231-nucleotide messenger RNA. The record is from the annotation of a GenBank genome assembly. NCBI's taxonomy places the organism in Eukaryota, Metazoa, Nematoda, Chromadorea, Rhabditida, Rhabditidae.
AUGUGGAAAAUUGUCGAGGAGACGCCGAAGAAGUACGACAUCGCACUCAUCUUCGAGCCGCCCUCUGAAUGGGGCAUCAGAUUGCACGUUGAUGGACCGAUCGACUGGGUUUGCAAGAUUGUGCCCACCGCCGCUCAACUGCCACGCUGGGCCCUCCUGAAGGCUGAUCCUACGACAGCACCUCCAGGAGCUUCUCAAGACAAGAGGGAGUAUACGGCCCGCGCGAGGUAUCUCCGUCUCUUCCUCACCAAUUCCUCCAUCAAAUCGUUGACGAGCCUGAUGUGCUGUUACGGGAACAAAUUCUGGUAUUCGCUGAACAUGAAGGUGGAAGAGCUGUGCAAUCCGCUGGAUGCGCCCUCGUUCUUUGAGUUGCAGGGAAUUAUCGACCACCUCAAGCCCUCCCGUUUCGUCCAACACCGAUUCUUGCUGAUCGAGCAUGGCCAGAAUGAAGCGCGCGACAGGUUCUUGCAAAGCCCCACGGUGCGCUCGCUGGAGAUGUUGCACGUCUCCUUUUACUUCAUCGGCGAGAUCCGCUGUCUGUCCCAUAUCCGCGCCAAAGAUUUGCUGAUCGCCAUGAACAAGGCACGGGAUAUCGGCGACUGGCCAAUCGUGCUCCAUUUUGUGUCGGGUCGCGUUUGGCGUUGGCUGGAUGGGACGGAUGAAAUCGACAAAUUCGCUCUGAUCAUCACGGAGUGCGGCCACAUUCACCAGCUGCUGACAUACUACCUGGACAAUCUGUCUCCUGCAAUUGGAUGGGUCGAUCGGACAUACCCCGGCAUGUAUCUCAUCGGAAGGGCCAGCGAUGGCCAAGCCUUGCUCGCCUAUUUCCACAGUUUCGCAGGAUAUUUCUUGCUACUCCGCUGCGACUACAAUUUCAGGCGCGGCCGUUGCCUCGGAAGUUAUCAACAAAACGGACGGACCCUCCGCAACAUUGCCGAGCUGAUGGAAAAAUGGGACCAACAGAUGAAGCGGAACCCGAAACGAGUUCGCGAGGUCAAGGCAAAGCUGAAAAAGGAGUGCGCCAAGUUCAACGAGUACAACAAGGGCGCCACCACGAUCGACUUGAUGACGGAUUCGCUAUGGCGUACGAAAGAUGAGCGAGGAGUGUCUUGGGGACCCCAGACUCUCCACCUUCUGCGUUGCCCGCUUUACCCGUUGGACGCAUCCGUUCGGCACGCCUACCAACUGACGAAAGCUUACGAAGCGAGGGGUGUUCUGCCAGAGGUCGACGAAUUCAGGCCGGCCAGCGACGAGUACAUCAAGCCGCUGAUCGCCGGCUGUGACAACAAGCAAUAUUGCUUCUACCGCUCAAUUUGUCUCCGACUCUUCCUUACUAAUUCCACUGUUUUUGAGCUCCGCGGUGUACGUCUCUCCUAUGGACUCGAGUUUUGGGCGUCGUUGAAUAUGAAAGUGACGCGAAUCUCCUAUCCGGACGGGGUCCGUACGAUUCCGCAGCUCCAGCAAUUUAUUGAUCACUUCAAACCUACGCAGUUCAUCAUGUUUCCAAAGUCGGAGGAUACUCCACUUUGCCAGCGGAACCCCACCCAGUUCAUCCAGUUCUUGCGCAGCCCAGUGGUGUGUUCGAUGGAGAAGCUGCACAUCGGAGUCUUCUCUGACUUUCUCGACGAUAUGCACGACAUCAAGGCCAAGGAUUUGUUCAUCGAUUGGAACAUCUUGUAUGGUAAAAGGGAUCCGGGACCCAAGAUUGGAUACUUGACGCAAAAGAUCAUGGCUUGGCUUACGGGGAACCUUGAAAUUGACAAAUUGCAAAUCUGGUCGAAUCUGAAACGUGAGCGCAAGCUCGUCGACAUUGUUCUCGACAGCAUUGACCGCUUCCUCCUUCGUGAAAUUGGAAAAAUCGUUAGGAAAGACGAGAACAUGCAGCUGAUCGUCAGGGCCAGUGAUGGACAAGCCUUGAUCGCCUACCUCGAUAGCAAGGAGAAUUGUUACAAUUGUUUCUACCUGAUCCGAUGCGAUUACAAAUUCCGAUGGGCUCGCCCGGCUGACAGCUACGAACGAAAUGCCGAUUCCCUUCGCCGCAUCCGCAAAUUCAUGCGUCUCGCUUCGCGACUGUCGGAGCAAAAUCCGGAACUGUCGGGCGAUGUGAUGGCCAAGCUGACGGGCGAGUGCAUCAAGUUCAACGCGUACAACAAGGGUGCCACGAAAAUGGACUUGAUGACGGAUGCGCUUUGGCGCCCAAAAAACGUGCGUUGCUCGCCGUGGAGAUGGUGCGAAGAUGGGGGCAUGCUGCAUGAUCCCUGGUACCCGAUCGACAUCUCUGCUCGGCACGCCUACGACUUUACGAAGGCUUUUGAAGAGCGGGUGUACUUGUACUUCGUUGCAGUUUUAAAACACUUCCAACCCACCGAGCUCAUCUACAACCAUUUGUUCGUCGAUUUCAUUGCCCGGGUGGCCGAAUGCGAGCGAUUUUUGAGGAGCGACUUUAUCCGCGGGCUGGAGAAGCUGCAUCUUUUUGCGGUUAUGGGAAAUGUGGAAUGUCUGUUAUCGACUCGGGCCAAAGAUUUCCUCAUCGGCAUCACCGGAUUCACCCCCAGGGCCCAUCUCAACAGCAUAUUCGCCUUUUUGCUGCGCAGGAUUUCGGAUUGGCUGCACGGGGACGAGGAAAUUGACAAGAUCCAAAUAUGCGCUGGCAAGGACAUUGAGGCCGACAAGAUUUUCGGGCGCUUGGUUAACAGGGUUGCGGCGCGGAUGACGAGCGAUAUCGGCUGGAUUGACCGCACGUACGAGGGAAUGGAGCUCAUUCUCAGGGCCAGUGAUGGACAAGCGUUGCUGGUUUUUUGGGACGACGCCGACGGCUUUUUCUAUCUGAUCCGAUGCGAAUAUAAUUACAGACGUGGUCGAUGCCUCGGAAGUUUUCAACGAAACGAAGACUCGCUACGGCGGAUUCGCCAGUUGAUGAGCCUGUCAAAGCAGCUGCUCGAGGGCAACGCGGUAUUGGCCGAAAAUGCGAGGGAGAAGCUGAAAAACGAGUGCAUCAAGUUCAAUGAGUACAACAACGGCGCCACGACGAUCGAUUUGAUGACGGAUUGGAUCUGGCGUCCGAAAGGGGAGCGUCGAUCGCCGUGGGGACUCGUUGAUCGAAUCAUCCUCCAUGAUAAUGUUAAUCGGGUGGACUUUGCUCUUCUGCACGCCUACCGAUUUGCGAGAGCCUUCGAGGAGAGGGGUGUACUGCCCGACGUCGAUGAAUUCAAGCCUUGUAUACGCAAACAA